GGGGGUUGCUGAGAGGGAAAAGCUACAAGAAGAUGGGAUCUUCAGAGGAGUGUGGCUCUUUGGUGGAUGUAUUGGGUGAGAAGCAUUGCAGGAGAAGCCAGAAAGUCAGGAGACUCUGGAAGACAGGUCUGUAGAAUAAAGGGCAGAUCGACCUCCAUUCCUAAGAGAUGUCCUGCUAUGACCUGUGCCCCACCAACAUCGGUGGCAUCAGCCGCCCCCAGCCCAUCGCUGACAGUGGGAAUGAGCCAUGCGUCCGACAGUGCCCUGACUCCACAACUGUGAUCCAGCCACCUCCUGUUGUUGUCACCUUCCCUGGACCCAUCCUCAGCUCCUUCCCCCAGGAUUCAGUUGUGGGAUCCUCUGGAGCACCCAUCUUUGGGGGCUCCUCCCUGGGCUAUGGAGGCUCCUCCCUGGGCUACAGGGGCCUGUAUGGCUAUGGAGGCUCCUCCCUGGGCUAUGGGGGCCUGUAUGGCUAUGGAAGCUCCUCCCUGGGCUAUGGGGGCCUGUAUGGCUAUGGAGGCUCCUCCCUGGGCUACGGGGGCCUGUAUGGCUAUGGUAGAUCCUAUGGUUCUGGCUACUGCAGCCCUUACUCCUACCGGUACAACAGGUACCGCCGUGGCAGCUGCGGGCCCUGCUAAGCCAAGCAGAAAUAUUCUCCUCAUGGGAGCAAACUGGCAAGUGGGUAGUACUAUCUUGAUCCUCAGCUGAGCUCCUGAAUAAGAGGCAGAGCAUCAACAAUUUCUUAAUGCAGUGGAGACAGAAUAGCUCCUUAAAACCCACUUCUAAUUUCUUUUUCUGUCAUCUGUUUCAUCUCUUCUGUACCCUGUCAGUGGCUAGGCAUGUUCAACUCCAUCCAUAUCCCCAAAAGUCAUUUCUGGGCCCUUCUCUGGCCACUGACUAGGAGAAACGUGAAGAAACACCGUUCCUGAAGCCCUAGGGGACUCCUUCCCACCAAAGACUGUUGCACUUCUGCUGUUGUGUCUUUUACUGUCUAUGCAAUAAAACGAGCCUGUAUCUAA
Molecule: messenger RNA, 1019 nt
Organism: Gallus gallus (chicken)
Lineage: Eukaryota; Metazoa; Chordata; Aves; Galliformes; Phasianidae
Gene: CBP2A2
Product: keratin
Exons: 2
Coding region: 168-638 (156 amino acids)
Cellular component (GO): intermediate filament
Molecular function (GO): structural constituent of cytoskeleton
Source: RefSeq, a predicted model, not a curated record